Hippopotamus amphibius kiboko is the source of this 1140-nucleotide messenger RNA. NCBI's taxonomy places the organism in Eukaryota, Metazoa, Chordata, Mammalia, Artiodactyla, Hippopotamidae. The record is from the annotation of a RefSeq genome assembly.
AUGACAAACAUCCGAAAAUCUCACCCCUUAAUAAAAAUUAUCAACGAUGCAUUCGUUGACCUCCCAGCUCCAUCAAACAUCUCAUCGUGAUGAAACUUCGGCUCCCUACUUGGCGUCUGCCUAAUCCUACAAAUUCUAACAGGCCUAUUCCUGGCCAUACACUACACACCAGAUACACUCACCGCAUUCUCAUCGGUAACCCACAUCUGCCGUGAUGUAAACUACGGGUGAGUCAUCCGCUACAUACACGCAAACGGCGCAUCCAUCUUCUUCAUCUGCCUCUUUACUCACGUAGGACGCGGCCUAUACUAUGGCUCCCACACAUUCCUAGAAACCUGAAACAUCGGAGUUAUCUUACUACUCACAACCAUAGCUACCGCGUUUAUAGGCUACGUACUGCCAUGAGGACAAAUGUCAUUCUGAGGGGCAACAGUCAUUACCAACUUACUGUCAGCUAUCCCCUAUAUUGGAACAGACCUAGUAGAAUGAAUCUGAGGAGGCUUUUCCGUAGACAAAGCCACCCUUACACGAUUCUUUGCCUUCCACUUUAUUCUUCCAUUCGUUAUCACAGCACUAGCCAUCGUCCAUCUACUAUUCCUCCAUGAAACAGGAUCCAACAACCCAACAGGAAUCCCCUCAAACGCAGACAAAAUCCCAUUCCACCCCUAUUACACAAUCAAGGACAUCCUAGGUAUUCUACUCCUAAUAACAACACUACUCACACUAACCUUAUUUGCCCCAGACCUCCUAGGGGACCCAGACAACUACACCCCCGCAAAUCCCCUUAGCACACCACCACACAUUAAACCAGAAUGAUAUUUCCUGUUCGCGUACGCGAUUCUCCGAUCAAUCCCCAACAAACUAGGAGGCGUCCUAGCCCUAGCUCUCUCAAUCCUAAUCCUGGCCCUAAUCCCAAUACUACACACAUCCAAACAACGAAGCCUAAUAUUUCGACCCCUCAGCCAAUGCCUGUUUUGAGCACUAAUCGCCGACCUACUAACACUCACAUGAAUUGGAGGACAACCCGUCGAACACCCCUUCAUCAUCAUCGGACAAGUCGCCUCAAUCCUAUAUUUCCUCUUAAUCUUAGUACUAAUGCCCGUAGCAGGCAUUAUCGAAAACAAACUCCUAAAAUGAAGA